GGCAUAAUGGCCAUUUAUUAUACUCUCACGUUUGCAAUCCUGGUAACCGAGAUGGUCAUCUUUGGCAUCUUGGUGAUGCCUCUUCCUUCUCGUUGGCGUAGAGCUAUGAUGAAGGGCCUCACCAGUUCCCCUCUGAUUGGCAAGGCUCUUUAUGGUCUAAAGAUUGCAUUUGGAUUUAUUUUCCUCCUAUUCCUCGAUACCGUAAACCGACUCCAGCGCAUUGGAUCUGAUGUGACUGAAGAACAACGACAUCAUCAUGACUUUGGUUUUGAGGCAAACUUAAAGGCAACAACAUUCUAUACUCAGCGCAACCUGUACUUGACUGGUUUCACCCUCUUCUUAUCCCUUAUAUUGGAUAGAACCAGUACUUUGGUUAUCGAGGUCUUGAAACGCGAAGAAGAACUUGAGAGUGUGAAGAAAGAUGCUGUUUCAGCCAACAAUGACUCAAAGCGUUUAGUGGAUAUCGAGAAGGAAUUCCAGGUCAAGAUCACCGAGUUGAACAACGAGCUUAAACAAUUGAAGCAGCAGGAGCGUGAUUUUGAGACUCUGAAGAAACAAGCUGAUCAGCAGCAAAAGGAAUACAACCGUCUUUCCGAUGAGCGUAACGCACUAGAGAAUUCUAUCAGCGGUCUCAAGUCUGAAUCAAGAAAAGAUCUGUAAAGCGUUCAAAAAAAAAAGGCAAAAACAGCACCAAGCAACACCAACAAGCAUUUCAUUUAGCACAAAAAACAUCUAUUAAACAGUCAAAUAAAUAUAGGCAUUAUAUAUGUGCUUGUGCGUUUGGGAAGC
This is a messenger RNA of Phycomyces blakesleeanus NRRL 1555(-), 789 nucleotides long. RefSeq lists its product as hypothetical. Bases 7 to 660 code for a protein of 217 amino acids. Lineage: Eukaryota; Fungi; Mucoromycota; Mucoromycetes; Mucorales; Phycomycetaceae. Gene Ontology annotation, cellular component: endoplasmic reticulum membrane; endoplasmic reticulum. Gene Ontology annotation, biological process: endoplasmic reticulum to Golgi vesicle-mediated transport; intracellular protein transport. The record is from RefSeq and is a predicted model, not a curated record. The transcript is spliced from 8 exons.